AUGUCUCUACCGCAUCCAGAUCUGAGUGUGGAGCAACUUAAAGCAGAUCUAGCGACUAAAGUGUCAGAAAUUGAACAGUUGCGGCGAGAAUUAGCUGGUAUAAGUGGCCGAAACAGUGCCAGCGAGCAGCGGCUUACCGUAGAAUCGCGACGACCUGAUUUUCGGGAGUUAAAAGAACUAGUUAGUAGAUUUAACCCGAAGGACCCAACGUGCCUUUCUGCCACUGAAUGGAUCGAAGAAAUCGAGACAACGGCCCGACAUUACGGAUGGGAUGCAGUAACAAAAUUGCAUUGCGCUCGAUUAAAUUUGGAGGGAUCUGCAAAAAUGUGGUGGGCAGGUGUACAGGAAGUCACUACUACAUGGCAACGGUUUAGUGAAAAACUAGUUCGGGCAUUCCCUUCUGCCCGAGAUGAAAUUUACUACCAUAACCAAAUGACAAAGCGGAGAAAAAUGCGAGAGGAAACGAUCGACGAGUAUGUCUACUCUCAAGCCGCAAUGGGUAAACGAGCUGGAUUUAGUGAACGCGUAGUGGUGAAGUAUAUUAUUGGCGGGCUGGGGGAAUUCGGUUCCAAGUCCCGAGUGCAACUAACAGUGAAAAUUGACACAAUAGAAGAAUUGAUGUCACAAUUAAAGUGGAUGGAGGGGAUGAUCGACGCGCCGGCUGAUACAGGUGCGCCACGUGCUGUCGAGAAAAAGAAAGAGGUCGUUUGCUACAAAUGCCGCCAGCCAGGGCAUAAAGCGGUGGCUUGUGCAGUGACCGUCGAUCGAACACCGGCUACUAAUGAACGAAUGUGUUAUAAUUGCGGUAUCUAUGGCCACAUGGCAAAAAGUUGUCCGAGCCCUAAGACCACCAAACCACCGCCAUCAAAAAUGCAAAUGGUGGAUGAGGACAAUAAUUUUGUGAAAUCAGUUGAAGUUGGCGAAAUGACGUUGAGUGCUCUAGUGGAUUCGGGUUGCAAGGUUUCGACGAUCCAAAGUCGAUAUGCACCAAGAGCCGGUCGAAGUGAAAAUGCAAAUACAACGCUAGUUGGUUUCGGGGGGAAAAAAGUAAAUGUGGAAAAAUACGUAACUUCGUUAGUGAAAAUCGACGAUAUUGAAGUGCCGGUGAAAUUACAUGUCGUUCCCAACUGGACACAAAGUACGGCGUUGAUAUUGGGACGAGACGUGUUGAACCAAGAAGGAGUAGUGAUGCUAAACCGUAAUGGAAAAGUGGAAUUUCGUCGCGAAGACAGCAGAGAAUUUUGUGCUACUAAAAACGCUGCCAGGCAGAUGGUGGUCGAGCUGCCGCCCAGAAAGUACGAAUCGAUGUUCACGAUCGAUUGUCGUACAAAAGUGGAAAAAAUUUGUGAAGAUGACGUGAAUGCGGAGGGAAGUAAAAGUGAAGUAGUAAAACUGAUCAACCAAUACCGGUCAUGUUUUGCUAAAAAUAUGCGUGAGCUAGGAGUGGCGAAAAAUACGGAAAUGAAAAUUGUACUCACCGACCAGGACCCGGUGUAUGUGAAACCACAUCGAAUGGAGUAUGCUCGCGAGACAGCGUUGCGCGCAAUAGUGGAGGAAUUAAUCGAAGCCGGUAUUGUGAAGGAGUCUAAUUCACCCUAUAGCAGUCGGGUCGUGCUAGUACCAAAAAAGGACGGAUCGUUUCGCAUGGCGGUUGAUUAUAGAAUGCUAAAUACUAAAACAGUGAAGGAUAGAUAUCCCAUGCCGGACAUCGAAUGGUGUUUAAAUAAGCUUAGUGGUGCUGAAUUAUUUAUUACCGUCGACUUAUAUUCUGGCUACUACCAAAUUCCGAUGGCCGAAGAAAGCUAA
Molecule: messenger RNA, 1806 nt
Organism: Sabethes cyaneus
Lineage: Eukaryota; Metazoa; Arthropoda; Insecta; Diptera; Culicidae
Exons: 1
Coding region: 1-1806 (601 amino acids)
Biological process (GO): proteolysis
Molecular function (GO): zinc ion binding; nucleic acid binding; aspartic-type endopeptidase activity
Source: RefSeq, a predicted model, not a curated record